Gossypium raimondii (Peruvian cotton) is the source of this 1022-nucleotide messenger RNA. RefSeq lists its product as uncharacterized. The coding region runs from base 90 to 884 and encodes 264 amino acids. Lineage: Eukaryota; Viridiplantae; Streptophyta; Magnoliopsida; Malvales; Malvaceae. The transcript is spliced from 2 exons. The record is from RefSeq and is a predicted model, not a curated record.
UCAAUAACAGAUAACAACUCAGAUUUUUCCUUUUAAAUAACCCCUCUCUCUCACUCACUCUCUCCCACUUCCCCAUACUCUCACUAGCCAUGGCCGACAACCUCUCCUUAAGUCUCAUAGGAGCCAUGGAUCGUCUUUGGUUUCACCAAAUUAUCCUUUUCCCAGAACCCAUUUCACUAUUUUCCUUUAAACCCCUUAAACCACAGCAGCCCUACUCGGAAUCUACCGCUACGCCUACAAGCCCGUCUGCAACAUCUCUUGCAGAAGACAAUAUCUCAACGCCUGUUUGCCCUCUCUUUGACCAUCAGCCAUUAGCUCCAGCGGACGAUUCUAAAGAUGAGGAAGAAGAAGAGGAAAUGAAGAAACGAGCAAGGAGAGGGAGUGUUAGCUCUAGAAGUCGUUCACAUUCCUCAUCUCCAUCAACCGAAAAGCGUCUAAGGAAUCACAGGCACUCAACUUCACGUUCACUAGGGGGUAAACUGAAAAAAUCCACGAGUUGUAAGAGCUUGGAAGAUUUGGAACUAGAAGAAGUAAAAGGGUUCAUGGAUCUAGGUUUCAUAUUCAAGAAAGAACACUUAGAUUCAAGAAUGAUUGACGUCGUCCCAGGCUUGCUCAGACUCGGAUUUCUCAAAACUCAACCGAAUCUUCCCGCUGACGAACAUGAAGUAUCUAAAGAUGAUGAUGAUGAUGAUGAUGAUAUUGAACAAGAAGAUCAAGAAAGUGGUGUUAUAAGACCGUAUUUAUCAGAGGCUUGGCUGAUAAAAAGACCUGAUUCACCAUUGCUGAAUCUAAAAGUACCAAGGGUGUCUGCAGCUGCUGAUAUGAAGAAACAUCUCAAGUGUUGGGCUCGAACCGUUGCAUCGGUAGUACAGCAGGAAUGCUAAAAGUAAAUCUAGAAAAACAACUGCACAACUAUUAGCUUGCCUAGCUUAUUCAAUUGUUCAAAAAGAAGAGUUUGUUUGUAAUUAGAUAGUAUAUAUAUAAAAAUAAAGAUGAGCCAAAUGCUCUUUUUGUCUGAUCCA